CGAUGCCCUCGCAUUUACUCAACUUUUUAACCUGCCGGUUUCGUUCGGAUUUAUGCAACGUUUGCUAGUAAAAAAAAAUGCUGCAAGAAUCGCUGAAACUCCUCGGGUUGUUUGGGUGAAUAGGUUCUCCUGCCUUCGUUCCAGCAUGGCUUCGCGAGCUCCAAUCGCCAUCCAAGACGAGAACUUGCCGAUCUUCCGCGGGAUUGGCGGCAAGAAGGCCGGGGCCGCGGCCGCGGCGAGGGCGGUGGGGCGGCAGGAGCGCAAAGCCCUCGGGGACCUCAGCAAAGCACGGAAGGCUCCGCCGGCAAGCGCGGGAGGGAGAGCCGCCGCCGCCGCCGCGGCGGCAGCCAGUGGAUCCAAGAAUCUGGUUAAGCCGAGCUAUCUGAGCGACGAGGAGUGGAUGAAAUGCUGCGAGUGGGCGAAGGACGGGAUUGAAGCUGCCAGUUUCACGGGCAAUGAUAUGCAGAAACUGCUCAGUGAUAAGCGAGAAGAGCGUAUACGGAAGAAGGUGGAGAAGGCAAUGCGAACCAUGAAACUCUCCAUGGACAAUCUUUAUGACAUUGAUGUGCAUUCAGAGGCAUGCAUGGUGGAUCCUGAAGAUAAAACAAAAUUGGAUCUUGACACAGAAUUUCUUCCUCCAAAGCCAUACUUAAGCUCAAGACUAGGUGAACACGAGGCCAAUUAUGUCCUUUCUGACAUGGAAUUUGAACAUGAAACUUUUGCUAAUUGCAAUUUAGACCUGAAGCUUAAGGAUGAAUACGGAACAUAGUUCCCUGAGGUCUCCUACUCUCGAAGUACAGUGUACUGGGAAUCUAGGAUCAUGUUCAACUCUUGUACCUCUAGUUGUAUUGCAUCUUUUUCUGUUCGUGGUGUGCCCAUUCUCUUAACCAAUCCAACUAUUCUGGGCAGCCAUGCAAUUAUUUCAGAAAUUUUGCCAUGUGCUAGACUGCUAGUCUACCUUCUUGUAGAGUGUAAUGCUAUCUUGUAGUUAUUCCCACUCAUGUUUUCUGGGGACACCAAUGUUGAAGUGAUAACUUGGCUUAACCUCAUGUUAUGCUGUCCAUGUCAUUUUAAUUGCAAAUGCUUUUAUAUGCUGCUUCUUUCCACCUCAA
This is a messenger RNA of Oryza brachyantha (malo sina), 1112 nucleotides long. RefSeq lists its product as uncharacterized. Bases 53 to 769 code for a protein of 238 amino acids. Lineage: Eukaryota; Viridiplantae; Streptophyta; Magnoliopsida; Poales; Poaceae. The transcript is spliced from 5 exons. The record is from RefSeq and is a predicted model, not a curated record.